ACAGGCGACGUUGUCUCUAUGGCUGCGGAGGACGCGAAGGUAAUCCUGUUGCUAGCAAGAACUAUAAAUAUGCUUUGUUCGGGUUCACUCUAUAUGUAAUAGCCGCUAUAAACAGCGCCAAAUGGAGGCUAAGCCAUUUAUUUCACGUUGUAACACGACAGUUCUUCUGUACUAAUCUAUGGUGGAGUUGCUAACCGUCCUAGCUCACUGCUAUAGUUGAGCAUUUAGUGUUGCAGUUAACAGUGUGUACCUUCAUUACUGCCCGAUAACGGUAUGUGUGAUGUUUUUCUAAUCUAGCAUAUCUUGCUCUGACUAGAUACCCUUUGUUUUCCUAUAACAGACUUUUCAGAUUAUCCACAGCCGCUGUAAGGAGAAGACAGCUCGAUGUAUCACAGAGAGAAGAGCAUCCAGAUCAAAAACAGCGCCUCGUCGCUGUACAAUAACCUGAGUGUGCAGCGCAUCGCCCCUCGGCGGCUCACCUACUUCACGGUGGUCCAUGCUAACGUGGUGAACAUGGUUAGCGCCUCCUGGGAUGGCCUCAACUACUCCCAUCGGCAGCUGCAGUCUAAGGAGCCAAACGUAGCCACAAGCACCUCACUUAUAAUGCAGGUGGGGCCCAGGGCUUUACUAUAUUUGAGUUUGGUAAUUAUGGACUUGAUAAUACAAAGUUUCAGCUGGAUAAGAACUAGAGAGCGACAACCAAAACACCUAACACAAGUUAAAAAAAAUUUAUUCAAACAUUAUAACAUCCAUUUUGUCUUGUUAUUUCUCUUGCUUCUGCAUAUUGUACUAUUGUCUGUCUUGAUCACACAAGUAUUUAGAUCCUUUCUCCCCCUUCUUGUUACAGGCUGCAUUUUGUGUUCUGCCCUCUCGUGACCUGCUGGUGGUGACUUCACAGAAAGGCAUUCAGGUAUGUAUCAGUGGUUAGUGAUAAUCUACACAAUUUGAGAAGCCACUGCCAUAUCUGUAACUUUUAUCCAUUUACAAGCUAUGGACAUUUGUCAUGAAGGCAUUCAUUUGACAUCCCUCACCUUCAAUUUAAAUGUUAUCUUACAGAUGUAUGAAUCUGAUGGCUCCAUCAUGGUGUACUGGCAUGCCCUGGAUACUCCAGAAACACCUACAGGUAAACAGUACACCGAGGUGUAGAUGCGCUACAUAUGUAUUCAUUCAAACUUACAAAGGAAUCUGAGUGUAAAUAUCUUUUUUUGAUAGAUAUGACAAAAUACAACUGAAGUGUCCAUAAUAUUCAUGGAAAUGUGACAGUGCAGCAUAGCCAACCUCAUAAAACAAACAUCAUUAUAAACAGAAUAAGGAUCUGAUUAUAUAAUAAAAUAAAACUUUUCCAGGCUUCUUCAUCUUUAUUUUUCAUACCAGUUUUACCCAAAGAUUGUGAGGACAUUGUACACACAUGAAAAAUCUGCACUGUCUGGUUAUGAGAUACUCUUGGCCUUAUUCGCAUACUCAAUUGCACAGAACUGGGUGAGGAAAAAGUUACUAGUUUAGAGUUUGAUUCUAAAUACAGUAUAUUUACAAAAUUUUUUUUUUUUUUGGUAUCCUAGCUCAGGCCGUGUUUGCUCGAGGGAUAUCAGCAGUGUGGCAAAAUUAUAUAUGCGUUGGUAAGUACAGCAACAUACAGUACUCAUGCAUAAAUGUUCAUAAGAUACAGAGGACGUCUUACAGUGCACUGUUCCUGUCUCUCUCCAGGUGUUUCAUCUGGUUCAAUUCUAGUCUUUGACAUCCCAACUAAAGGCAGUAAUAUCACCCUGUCUGAGGUCCUAGAAGAGCACAAGGACCCCAUCACUGAUCUGGCCUCUGAGUGUUCAGGCAGCCAGGUAUGACUUCUCUGUGUGUGUACAGGAAAGAUUUAGUUUUCUGUGAAUGACAGAAAGCUUGAUUAAAUUCCUUCUUAUGUAACAAUUCGUGGAGCUUCAACAAUUUAUGAUUGACAUAAGCCCAUCACUCAUGUUACUGUUUGCCUCCUCUCAGGAGUGUAUAGCUGAUCUGGUCAGUGCAGAUGAUGUUGGGAAUAUAUGUGUGUGGAAGUCUGGAGAAGAAUUUCAGCUGCUCAACAAGAUCUCUGGCUUUGAGUAAGAAGCAGUACACGUGUUGUUGUUUUGAUUUGCACACUUCAAUUAAGAUAAAACAGCUUAAAUCUUUCCUCUUUAUCCAUCUUUCAUCUUGUCUGUGUUAAUCUUCUCCAUCCUCCCUACCUUUACCCUUUCCUGUUCCGUUCCACUCUUCUUUGUUUCCUCUUUAUAACUCCUCCACACUUUGAUCCGAUGUCCAUUAUCUUGUCCUUUUCCACAUUGACAUUCAUCCUCCAUCCUCCUCCGUGCUCUUAGUAUGACCUGCUCAUCUGUCAAGCUAUGGAAAGGUACAGUGGUGGCAGGUUACGGCACAGGCCAGAUCCGCAUUUAUGAGGCUGUUACUGGAAUUCUGCACGCUGAAAUCAACGCCCACGCUCGCUGGAUAUACUCACUGGACAUAGCUCCUUUCUCUGGACUGGUAAGUUUCACCAAACUGUUAGAUGAGCAGACAAUGAAUGAUUUUUUCUGACAUUUUGUUGUUUUAUUUUUUAACGUAAUUACCUACUUUUGUGCUUUAGCUUCUUUCUGCAGCCGAGGAUUCUCUGGUCAGGGUGUGGCACCUGACACUGACCCCAGAGACCAACAGUGUGGAGGUAAUUGGUCUUAUAACAUUAUGCAAAGCUUCUUUUUCCUUGUGCAGUCCAAACACAAGGCAAAACUUUUGCAAUAACCUCCCAGAUUUAAUUCACUGUAACGUAUUUACUGACUGUUUUCUUGUUUCACUUUAGGUUGCACAUUUGCACAAUGAGUGUGUGACAGACACACAAAUCUGCGGGGCCAAGUUCUGCGAUGGUGAUGGUUAUGCUUUUGCAGUGACAGGCUAUGACCUGAGUGAGAUUAUUCGCUAUACACAGACGUAAAUCUCAGAAGGUAUGUUGGAUGAUGUCUGAAAAAACAUGAUCAUGAGAGAAUAAGAUCAAAAAUGACAAAAUAUGGUCACAGUGAGACACUGCAAGGAUUAAGAUUUUGGAAUUCAUGUCUUUUCAAGAAGCAGAUUCACAACACUUCUGUAUCUAUGAGACAUAAUUUAAAGCCAGUGUGUUAAAGUUUUGAUUAACAUUUUAUGUACAAAUGUUCAGAUGUAUGUGAAUGUAGCUGUUAAAGUAAUAAAAUAUUCUAUUAUUCUUGCCGAUAUACAGGUUGACCUUUUUUUUGAGAAGCUGUGAUUUUAGGCGUGUCAUUGCACUACAAAAGUGCACCAGUAGAUGUAGCUGUUUGUUAAAUUUUUGAAGGCAAUGAGGGUGUAGUCUGCAGGAGAGCAGGACCAGGACUGGGUUUUGAACUGCUGACGGAUAAUUUGAGAAACUUCAUGAUGUGAUUUAACACUGUGUGUGGACCUCAGGACACAUAGUUCAUAUCAAAUGGUAUUUGAGUGCACAUCUACCAGGAGGUCAUACACAGUUUUAUAUUGAACAAUGUUUAAUGGAUCCUUGUGCUCCAGCCCUGUUCUUCCAG
Messenger RNA from Xyrichtys novacula (pearly razorfish), 3542 nucleotides. The record is from the annotation of a GenBank genome assembly. NCBI's taxonomy places the organism in Eukaryota, Metazoa, Chordata, Actinopteri, Labriformes, Labridae.